Molecule: messenger RNA, 1296 nt
Organism: Cladocopium goreaui
Lineage: Eukaryota; Dinophyceae; Suessiales; Symbiodiniaceae
Source: the annotation of a GenBank genome assembly
GUAUCUCUGCGCCCCGCCAUUCGUCCGGCCGCUGUCGCUGUGUUGCCGUCUCGAAGUUUUGCCGCAGCCGCGGCGUCGAAGCCCAAAUUGGAGGAUGGCACCUUAGAGGGGCGAUAUGCCACGGCCCUCUUUAUGGCCUCCAAGGAGAAGUUGGACAAGGUCUACGGCGAUUUGUCCGCACUCAGGGGCAUGAUGGCUGAAUCACAGGAGUUGAAACUGGCCAUUGAGACACCCGGAAUCGAGCCAGACAGCAAGGUGGCCGCCUUCGAAGCGAUCUGCAGCAAAGCCGGGAUGGAUGGAGCCGUGGUGAAUUUCCUCAAGGUCUUGGUGGAGAACAAGCGAGCCCACCUUCUCUCGCGCAUGAUUGACAUUUUUGAGAACUUCUACCGUGCCGAGAAGGGGCUGGUGCUGUGCAAGGUGACCUCGGCUGCGCCAUUGACCUCGGCCCAACAGGGACAGGUGAAGGCUGCCAUGCAACAGCGAGCUCAAGGUUCCGAACUGAUCAUGGAAUAUAACACCAACCCUGCAUUGUUGGGAGGCCUUGUGGUGAAGAUGGGAGAGGCGGUGUUGGACAACUCGGUCUCGACGCGCCUGGAACGCUUGCAGUCCCAGCUGCUGGCCCCAGUGGCCUGGACCUACCUGGAGCUUGGGAGCGGCACAGGGCUGGUCGGACUGAGCUGUGCCCUGUGGGGAGCCGAGGUUUGCCUCAGCGAUCUGCCUGACGUCACGGCCUUGUUGCAUUUCAACGUGGCCUUGAACCGAGCUCGUGGCCUAACACUGGACGUCCAGGUGAUUCCCCACGAGUGGGGCACCGAUCUUCCACCGGACCUGAACAAAUCGCUGGACGUGGUGGUGAUGGCGGAUUUGGUGUAUGACGUCGAGGCUUCGAGGCAGUUGCUGGUGACCUUAAUUGCUUUGGCCGCCGCUCACCAUCAGCUGCAGUUCGUCAUGGCAUUUCGUCCUCGAAACUUAGAGGAUCCAGAGUUCUUCAGAGAAUUGUCGAAGCAUUUUGACCUCGCCCCGCAAAGAAGUUCCGGGGUCUAUGGCCAAAUGUGCUAUGACGUACAAAUUCUUCGAUUGACAGCGAAAGCGAAGACCGACAAAGACCUCUUCGAUUGUCAUCCGAAGCAGAGCCGUAACGGACUUCUCCGUUGUGAUUUGCCCAUAGGUCCGGUGAUGUGUUAUCCUGAUCCACAUUCCGCGGCGGGACCCAAUGGUGGUCUUCCCUUUCGUCCUGGCCUCAAUUUUGAGGCGAUGGAUUCAACUAGGAAGAUUUUCAUGGGGAAUUCAACCUAG